Rhagoletis zephyria (snowberry fruit fly) is the source of this 1469-nucleotide messenger RNA. It is a transcript of the gene par-6, whose product is annotated as partitioning defective protein 6. Gene Ontology annotation, molecular function: protein binding. NCBI's taxonomy places the organism in Eukaryota, Metazoa, Arthropoda, Insecta, Diptera, Tephritidae. The record is from RefSeq and is a predicted model, not a curated record. Gene Ontology annotation, biological process: centrosome cycle.
ACUUUGCCUUUCGUUCUUUUAUAAUUUUAGCCAAUUUUAGAUUUUCUGUUAGUUUUGUGAAAAAUUGCUUGAAUAACAAUAAAAAAGAGAAAAAUAACGCAAGUUUCGAGUUGGUGUAUUGGCAUUUUAAUGUUAUAAAACCAAAAUGUCGAAAAAUAAAACGAAUUCGAUGGCCACCGCAGAAACAAAUCUUAUCGAAGUGAAAUCAAAGUUUGACGCAGAAUUUCGUCGUUGGAGCUUUAAACGUCAUGGAGAUAUACAAAAUUUUGAGGAUUUUUCUGCCCUCAUUGAAAACCUGCAUAGACUGCAAACCAUACAAUUUAUUAUUUUAUAUAUUGAUCCACGUGACAAUGACCUGUUGCCAAUUAAUAAUGACGAUAACUUCGGCAGAGCGUUGAAAAUUGCAAGGCCAUUGUUGCGCAUCAUUGUGCAACGUAAAGAUGAUUUGGAGGAGUUUCCCGGUUUUGGCACAAUGAAGCCACGUAACAAUCUAAUCAGCAGCAUAUUAGGUCAAACGCCAGUUAAGGCAAAGGCACCAACUAUUUCAAUACCGCAUGAUUUUCGUCAAGUAUCAGCUAUAAUUGAUGUGGAUAUAGUACCAGAGACACAUCGUCGGGUACGAUUGUUAAAACACGGAAGCGAUAAGCCAUUGGGUUUCUAUAUAAGAGAUGGUACGUCGGUGCGAGUAACGGCAAAUGGUUUAGAAAAACAGCCUGGUAUCUUCAUAUCACGGCUUGUUCCUGGUGGCCUUGCUGAGAGUACUGGUCUCCUAGCAGUUAACGACGAAGUUAUAGAAGUGAAUGGUAUUGAAGUGGCUGGCAAAACCCUAGAUCAGGUCACCGAUAUGAUGGUAGCAAAUAGUUCCAAUUUAAUAAUUACAGUUAAGCCGGCAAAUCAGCGCACGCUUACCUCACCAAGACGCGGUUCUUUCUCGCGUACCAGUCAACUAUCUAGCGGUUCACAUCAUACCAAUCAGACUAAUACAUCUGAUGAAAAUGAACAGGAUGACCAAGACGAAGUUGUCGAUCUGACUGGUGUAACACUCGAUGAUCACAACAACGUUGCACAGCAGCCACAACUUCAACAACAGUCAACUGUGCCUUCACCGGCUUUGAUAAUCACGUCACAACAUCACCAAACGGCAUCAACAGCUUCAACAACAGUUGUUGGAGGCGGCGAGUCAAAAGAUGGUGUACUACAUCUUUGAAUGGAAUAGGGAAAGGGACAAAUUUGAAUACUGAGAAUGAAAUGAAAUGACCGGGUUUUUAGAGCAAGGGCGCAAACGAAACUUUUAAAAGUCGAACAAAGAAGUAGUGCGGAGUAUAUAUACAUGCAUUCAUAAUACAUAUAUUUGAAAAAAAAAAUCUAAGUCUACAAAAAUCUAAGAAAUCGUAGGCAUAACAAAUACGAAAAAAGACACAUAUACACACAAAUUUUCAUGCUUCACGUUUUAUUUUUUAUUUCUACAU